UCAGAGGUUGGUUAAAGCACUUUUUUAAAAUUCGACCAUUUAUACUUGAUAGUAAUUUUUAUUAAAUCAUUUUGUUGUAUUCAUAUUUUGAUCUCGAAAAAUUAAUGAUAUGGAAGUAGACAAUGUAUUGGCGUUGUACGAUUUUUUGAAUAAUACACUGAAUCAAGAAAGAAAUGUAUGCGUUAUCAAGUCAAACUUAAUGCACAAAUGUUUGUUAAAGGCAGAGGAAGAAAACUCCACUCUCGAUAUCAGGUCCAUUUGUUGCCGAUGGUGCUUAAAUCCACUUUCUACGCAGACAUGUAAUGUGGCGCUUCAACCUCAGAAACAACCAAAAAAGCGGCUUCGUUCAUUGAUGAAGAAAGAUGCUCAUUCACUUAAUAAUUUUCAAGCGAAGUUGAUUGAAAAAAUUAAGAGUAGACCAGCAACCAAUACUAUGGUAUUCAAAUGUAAAUUUUGCUCCAAGACGACACCAAUACAAUUAAGAAAACCAAUAGUAGAGUCUACAAACAAAGACGAUGAUGUAGUUGUUGCUGAAGAUCUUGGAAAAAAGAAGAAAAAGAAGAAGAUAGCUAAAUAUGCUGGUUUGAAUAUUGCUGCGGUUGAAAGUGUAAAAAGUACCUUUGUCAGUAUAAACAAGACACAACCUGCUAUAAACAAAGGUAAAGAUCAGAAAUAUUUCAAGAAAAUAUCUGUAAAAGAACAGCAACGUAUGCAGAAAGCGUUGCAACUUACACCCAUGCCAAAAAAGAAGACAUCUUUAUUGGAUGCUUUUCUUGACAAUAUGUGAUGUUACUCAUUAUACUUAUUUUUCAACUUACUUAUUUAUAAACUACUUUUUUCAAAUA
Macrosteles quadrilineatus (aster leafhopper) is the source of this 845-nucleotide messenger RNA. RefSeq lists its product as uncharacterized. Lineage: Eukaryota; Metazoa; Arthropoda; Insecta; Hemiptera; Cicadellidae. The record is from RefSeq and is a predicted model, not a curated record. The transcript has 3 exons. The coding region runs from base 110 to 787 and encodes 225 amino acids.